UUCCUUCUGGGCGCAGAUCCACUUUCUUGUCCUCUAGACGAGUUACUCCUCUGGGAAUCAGGCGUCUUCAGGGUGAAUGCAUCAGCGUCGGCCGUAAAACCCCCCAAGAAGGCUCCUCAGGUCAACAAGAAAACGAAGGAAAAACCAAAUAAGGCACUAUCACAGGCUGUAAAAUCUGCUAGUGCCGAAAUGGAAGAGCUCCAGAGUUUACAAGUGGAAGUUACCCCUGACGAGAUGCUAAAGGCUGAGUGGAAUUUUUCAUCGAAGUCGGAUGUGAAACCCCUCCUCGAGCUGCAGGGCAGACUGAAAAAGUUGAAGCAAAUUUUUUUCUGCAUCUACUCUUUGUCACAUCGUAAGCAACCGUUUUUGUGCUUCACGUUUUAUAGGCAUCCGGCCAAAAAGGACGCAGGCAUCCGAAAUAUUUUAAUUACGUCCGCACUACCCUAUGUCAACAACGUCCCACAUCUGGGUAAUCUAAUUGGAUCCCUGCUUAGUGCAAACAUCUUCUCGAUAUACUGCGAACUUGCUGGCUAUAAUGUCCUAUCAAUCUGUGGUACGGAUGAAUACGGCACGGCAAUUGAAGCCAAAGCACAAACCGAGGGUCUUUCGCCAAGUCAAGUUGCUGAGAAGUAUUCUGCCCUGCAUCAACAGGUCUACGAUUGGUUUGAUAUUCACUUUGAUUAUUUUGGACGCACUUCCACCCAAAAGCACACCGAAUCUUUAGCCGACCGUCUUGUCGAGGGAAUCUGCUAUUUCUGUAAGGCAGAUGGUGCCCGUGGCGAUCAGUGUGAUGCUUGCGGCAAACUGAUAAAUGCUGUGGAGCUGAUUCAGCCUCGAUGUAGCACUUGUGGAACAACCCCGGUCGUUCAGUCCUCUGAUCAUCUUUUCUUGGAUCUUCCCAAGCUGGAAAGACAGGUGGCGUCCUUCUUCGAACAGCGCGUCAACGACCCAAGCGCUAACUGGACUCAGGUCGCCCAGAGUAUCUCUCGGGCCUGGUUGCGAGACGGACUGAAACAGCGCUGUAUUACGCGCGAUCUGAAGUGGGGAGUUCCAGUGCCUUUAAAGAAGUUCGGCCACAAAGUUUUCUACGUGUGGUUUGAUGCUCCCAUGGGUUAUCUCUCAAUCACAGCCAACUACACCCCCGACUGGCGUUUAUGGUGGCAGCCUCCGACUGACAUUGCCCCCGUUGAGUACUUCCAGUUUAUGGCUAAGGAUAACGUUCCCUUCCACGCAUCCAUCUUCCCCGCCUGCUUGCUGGGUGUCAAUGAAGGUUACACUAUGGUGAAGAACCUCAUUGCUGUCGACUACCUCAACUACGAGGGGAAGAAAUUCUCCAAGAGCCGUAGUGUUGGCGUGUUUGGGGACAAUGCCAAAGAAACUGGCAUAGACUCAAACAUUUGGCGUUUCUAUCUGGCUUAUAUUCGCCCCGAAAACCAGGAUAGCACUUUCUCAUGGGAAGACUUCGCGACUAAAAAUAAUUCUGAGCUUCUGAACAAUCUGGGGAAUUUCAUCAACCGGUAA
Molecule: messenger RNA, 1521 nt
Organism: Dibothriocephalus latus
Lineage: Eukaryota; Metazoa; Platyhelminthes; Cestoda; Diphyllobothriidea; Diphyllobothriidae
Source: the annotation of a GenBank genome assembly